Thamnophis sirtalis is the source of this 2154-nucleotide messenger RNA. The record is from RefSeq and is a predicted model, not a curated record. Lineage: Eukaryota; Metazoa; Chordata; Lepidosauria; Squamata; Natricidae.
AUGGAGAUUAUGGGUGCAAUUAUCACCAUCUGGGUCUCUGGGACCUUUCCUGCUACUUCCCUAGUGACUGACUUUGUUGUAAACAUCAGACUAAAGCAACACGGAGGAAAUCUUUGCGUCAGACAUAUUCUAUCUUCUGAUCGGUCAAGUAUCCUACUAUUCAUUUUUGCCAUUCAAGUGGUCAACAGGAAUUCCCAUCUCCUGCACAAUUUCACACUAGGCUACAACAUCCACGACAACUAUUUGAACACAUUUAUCACUUCAGAUGCCUUGCUGGACAUGCUCUCUACUGGAGAAGCCAACGUUCCCAACUACAGCUGUGGAAGAGAGGACAACCUUUUGGCUCUUCUUGGUGGAGCUGUUGAUGACAUCUCCAUCCAGAUGUCAACAUUAGCAGGCGCCUACAAAGUCCCGCAGAUCAGUGAAAAAAUUGCUUCAAAGGCUCUGAGUGAUAAAAGUCAGUUCCCUUUUUUCCACCUGAUGCUCCCCAAAGAAGGGAUCCAAUACCCAGGAAUUGUCCAACUGCUCCUCCACUUCAGAUGGACCCUGAUUGGUCUCUUCGCUUCAGACACAGAGAAUGGAGAACAUUUCAUGAGGACUUUUCCUCCUCUGCUCGUCAGGAAGGGGAUUUGUGUUGUUAUAUCACAGUUUUCAGUGACUGGGCAUAUAGGCCGCCUCAGGGAUGCCAUCUCCAAGUGGAGACAAGUCAACGUCUUUGUUCACUUCAUAGAGUUCGGCUCCUUUUUGGACAGAAUCCAGCAUAUCCACUUGACGCUUGAAACUUUGCCAGGACCCAUUGAAGGGAAAGUCUGGAUCACCACAGCACUGGGGCAAUUGGCACUAAGAAGGCACAGGCUUUUCAAAUAUGUCCAUAGUUUUUGGAACUUUGUAUUUCAGAAGAAAAAAAGUCCCAGAGAUGCAGCCAUUGAACCUGAUUUUUUUGUGGAAGCCCAGUUUGAAGAUGAGUAUUUCCACUGUUCUUUUUCAAAGCUCAACUUUUCUGUCAAAGGCCGGAGAAGAUGCACCCAGAAAGUCCCACUGGAGACCCAAGAGGAAAAGAACAGGACACGGAUCCGAAAUGACCACCAUGUUUACAGUAUCGCCAAGACUCUGGUCCAUGCCAUGAAUUCUGCAUAUUCCUCCAGAUCCAGGAGGAGAAGGAAGGAGGGGAAAGAGAGUUUGGGGGCUCCAAAGCUGCAGCCAUGGCAGUUCCAUCCCUUUCUGGAGAAGAAUGAGUUUUGCAAUUUUUCCCAGGACAAACUGUACCUGGAUGAACAAGGAGACAUCACAGGAGAUCUGAACAUCAUGAGCUGGUUGGUUCCCCCCAUGGAGGAUCCCAUCGAAGAGCAAGUGGGGAGUUUAGAAAGGCAGAGACUGAUCAUCGACCAAGAUGAUCUGUCACGGCUAAAGAUGCUCAAAAAUUUGAUGUCAAUCCCACUUGAGUCGCUCUCUCCUUUCCUCUUAAUCAUUGACAUGAAAGAGCUAAAUGGGGUCACCGGCUACUCCAUGGGCUCCGUCUUCAUUGGCCGACCAAGGAAGUCCACUUGUCUUCUCCGACAAACAAUUUUCAGCAUUGUCUUCUCAGUAGCUGUGUCUUCUGUGUUGGCCAAAACAAUCAUGGUGGUGCUGGCCUUCAUGGCCACAAAACCAGGAAACCAAGUGAAGAGAUAUUUGGGGAAGAGCUUGGCCAACUCCAUCAUCCUUUCUUGUUCUGGUGUCCAAAUUUUCAUUUGUGCCAUCUGGCUGGGAGUUUCCCCCCCAUUUCCUAGAUCUGACCGGCAAUCCCAAGCAGAAGAGAUCAUCCUGCAAUGCAAUGAAGGCUCUGUCACCAUGUUUUAUCUUGUCCUUGGCUACAUGGGUUUCCUAGCUGCCAUUUGCUUCAUGGUGGCUUUUCUGGCCAGGAAUCUGCCUGGGGCCUUCAAUGAAACCAAGCUGAUCACCUUCAGCAUGUUGGUCUUCUGCAGCAUCUGGGUCUCCUUCCUGCCCACCUACCUGAGCACCAAAGGGAAAUUCAUGGUGGCUGUGCAGGUCUUCUCCAUCUUGGCCUCCAGUGCUGGGCUGCUGGGCUGCAUCUUCUUCCCCAAGUGCUACAUUAUCAUCCUGAGACCAGAUCUAAAUGCUAAGGAACAUCUAAUGAUAAAAGUAGGGAAAUGA